AUGAAGUGUUCCCUGAAGGUCCGUCUGGCUGACGUCACCAGGGAGACGGUCCAGAAGAGUGUGUGUGUCCUCAGUCAAGUGCCUCUGUACGGUCUCCUCCAAGCUAAACUACAGCUCAUCACACACGCCUACUUUGAGGAGAAAGACUUCUCACAGAUUUCGAUAUUGAAGGAGUUGUAUGAACACAUGAACAGCUCCCUGAGAGGGACAGCUCUAGAGGGAUCCCAAGUGUUCCUGGGUAUGUCACCAAGAGAUUUAAUACUGCACUUUCGACACAAGGUUCUGAUCCUCUUCAAACUGAUUCUGCUGGAGAAGAAGGUCCUGUUCUACGUGUCUCCAGUCAACAGGCUAGUGGGAGCUCUGAUGACCGUACUGUCUCUGUUCCCAGGUAUGAUAGAGCACGGCCUGGCUGACUCCUCCCACUACCGGCCGAAGAGCAGCGUCUCCGAGGAUAUCACACUCGGAGACUGUGUGUCUGGGGCAGAGGACUUGGUCUCUGUUUCCGUCACUGACAUCACCAACGCCACCGUGGAGCUAAUGGGGGAGGAGGGCUUCGGAGACACCACCUCCACAGUGAAGGCUUCACAGAGGACAUCGUCUUCCCCAGAGACCUCCACUAGGGAGAACACCCAGCUGAAGCCCCCCUCCCGGACUUCCCCAGACUCCUCGGAGAGCGACUGGGAGACACUGGAUCCCAGUGUUUUGGAGGAAGGGACUAGAGACUCUGAGACGGGGGGUUCAGGGGGUCUGGAGACGGGUAUCCCCAUCACGGUGCAGCCCCGGGGCCCGUCGGCAGGGCCAGGAGGCCAGGGAGCCGUCUCUCAGGGCUUGGUGUCUGGACUGGAAGAGGACCAAUAUGGCCUGCCACUCGCCAUCUUCACCAAGGGUUACCUGUGCCUGCCCUACAUGGCCUUGCAGCAGCACCACCUGCUGUCUGAUGUCACGGUGCGCGGCUUUGUUGCCGGGGCAACCAACAUCCUCUUCCGUCAGCAGAGGCACCUGAGCGACGCAAUCGUUGACGUGGAGGAAGCUAAGCUCCAGAUUGGGGACCCUGAGUUGAGGAAGCUGCUAGGCCUGACCACGGCCGACCUGCGUUUUGCUGACUACCUGGUCAAACACGUGACAGAGAACCGUGAGGACGUGUUUCUGGAUGGGACCGGCUGGGAGGGAGGGGACGAGUGGAUCAGGGCCCAGUUUGGACUCUACAUACACUCCCUCCUAUCCUCUACCUUACUAGAAGAUAAUGAGAAGUUGCUAGCGGACUGGGGCGCUCCCUUCAUCUCAGCCUGGAGGACCACACACAACUACAGAGUGUGGUUCAUCAACAAGCACCCAGCCAUGGCCGAGAUCACCCCAGGUCAUCCAUUCCAAGGACAGUACAGUGCUGCUGAUCUGAAACUAAGAUUCUCACAGUGA
This is a messenger RNA of Oncorhynchus masou masou (cherry salmon), 1416 nucleotides long. RefSeq names its product late secretory pathway protein AVL9 homolog. The transcript is spliced from 12 exons. The coding region runs from base 1 to 1416 and encodes 471 amino acids. Gene Ontology annotation, cellular component: cytoplasm. The record is from RefSeq and is a predicted model, not a curated record. NCBI's taxonomy places the organism in Eukaryota, Metazoa, Chordata, Actinopteri, Salmoniformes, Salmonidae.